Molecule: messenger RNA, 945 nt
Organism: Botrytis fragariae
Lineage: Eukaryota; Fungi; Ascomycota; Leotiomycetes; Helotiales; Sclerotiniaceae
Product: putative quinone oxidoreductase
Exons: 2
Coding region: 1-945 (314 amino acids)
Source: RefSeq, a predicted model, not a curated record
AUGUCUGGUCACAAAGUUGGUGUUUUCCCUGCCUCAGGUGGCAUUGGAGGUAGCACAGUCAAGCAUCUGCUUCCCCGUCUCCCAGCCCAAGAUCUAGUUUUCAUCGCGCGCGAUCCCGCAAAACUAGAGUCUGCUAAAUCUGCCGGCGCGGAUGUUCGUCAGGCGAACUAUGACGAUGAUAAUUCCCUAAAGAAUGCAUUCCAAGGAAUCGAUACUCUCUUUCUCAUUUCCUACGCAUCAGUAGAAUAUGAACAUCGAGCAGAGCGUCACCGCACCGCCAUCGAUUUCGCGCUCCGCAGCGGCGUCAAAUACAUCUUCUACGGCUCUCUAGGAUUUGCCGGCAAAGAAAGCAGCCAAGAAUCCGUCGCCCACGUCAUGCGCGCUCACUUGGACACCGAAAAAUACCUCGAAAAUUGCACGCGCACCCAUCCCGGUUUCGCAUACACGAUUGUGCGCGAGGGACUCUAUUCCGAAUCCUACCCUCUCUAUACCUCAUUUUUCGACCCCAAGAAUCCCGUCGAGGAGAUCUGUAUUCCGCACGAUGGAGCCGCACCGGGAAUCGCAUGGGUCAAACGUGAGGAGCUCGGUGAGGGCACUGCAGAGCUUCUCGCUCGUUUUGUGAAGGAUCCCGCGGGAUUCAAGUACCGUCUUCAAACGGUUCUUCUUUCCGGAGCGAAAAUCCUCACGUUGCAGGAGACGGUGGAGAUUCUUGCAAAACUUGCAAAGAAAGAUGUGCGCAUCCGUCAGGUUUCUAAUGAAGAGUUCGCAAAGCAGCCCCAGGUUUCGCCAAAUUUCACAUACCAUGGAUUUGAUCAUUCGAUGCUUUGGACGACGGCGUUUGAAGCGUUCCGCAGAGGCGAGGCGGCGGUUGUGUCACCUUUGUUGAGGGAAUUAUUGGGACGGGAGCCGGAAGAUUUCGAGACCACGAUUGCGGCGUCGUUGUAA